AUGAAGAGCAGCAGCAGCAGCAUUGAAGAAGGCGACGGUGCUCCUCUUCUCACUCGUCUCCCGCCAGACAUGAUAGUGGGGAUACUGCUGAGGCUGCCGAUGAAGUCAUUGGGCAGAUUCAGGUGCGUUAACCGUCUGUCGGACUCCAUCAUCUCCGAUCCCCAAUUCGUCUCCUCCCACUUCGCUUGCUCCUCCGCUCGUCCCAAACUGCUGCUUUCUGUGGAUGACUAUGAAAAGGCGAGUGAUAGUGCUUCAGAAGUGCGAGUAAAAAUGUUCUUCUCCACGGACUAUCCCGAGAAUUCGGAGGACCUGUGCCAGGUUGCGAGCUACCAUGGCCGAAUUACCCCCAUGGACUACAAUAUUCGAUGGUCUGUGGGUGGCUUGAUCUGCAGUAAAGCUGAAGAGGGAAUCCAACUUUGUAACCCUAGCACCGCAGAGUGCAUUACCUUUCCGAAGCCCUACUAUGCUGACUCCUUUUUAGGGUACGAUCCCGUCGAAAAGAAGCACAAGAUUCUGAAAUUCACCUUUGCGGAAAAGGAGGUGGAAAUUUUAACUCUCCGCGAGCAGGAGUGGAGGAGGAUGAAUCCCUGUCUACUCGAUUUUGAAUCUUUUGAAGAUGAUAGUCUGUGUAUUGAGAGGUUCCAGUAUCUUAUUGGUCGGACUGAAGCUGGUAAGGCUUAUUUAGUGGAGUUUAAUGUUAGGUUGGAAAGUUUUCGGGCGGUUCCCUUGCCGGAAGAAUGCGAAUAUUAUUCUUAUAUGUGUUUGACGGAAUUCGGCGGGCGUGUCGCUCUAUUUGAUUAUGGGGAAGCCAUUGCCGAUGGUCUGCAUGGCGAAAUUAGAGCGUGGGUAUUGGACGAUCUACAUAAGCAAGUUUGGAGCUGCCAAGCCCGUAACCCGUCUCCUCACUUGGAUGAUACUCUUCCUAUUAGGCUACGUUGGGUUGGCGUCACUCACGCAGUUCGCAAUCGGUCUUGCAGCUUCUUCCAUGCAUUUAUCACAUUUGCAACCGGCAAUCUCCCCACCGCAAGCUCCAUGACUGUACACGAUAUGCCCAGGGUUUUGUGGAUCAGAGAUGCAAUAGUGGUUGUAACCCAGUUGGGACGUGUGGCUAACGCGGUCAUCGAACACAGAAGAUAA
Molecule: messenger RNA, 1137 nt
Organism: Punica granatum (pomegranate)
Lineage: Eukaryota; Viridiplantae; Streptophyta; Magnoliopsida; Myrtales; Lythraceae
Source: RefSeq, a predicted model, not a curated record